Oncorhynchus keta (chum salmon) is the source of this 2438-nucleotide messenger RNA. Its product is annotated as transcription elongation factor 1 homolog. Gene Ontology annotation, cellular component: transcription elongation factor complex. NCBI's taxonomy places the organism in Eukaryota, Metazoa, Chordata, Actinopteri, Salmoniformes, Salmonidae. The coding region runs from base 889 to 1140 and encodes 83 amino acids. The record is from RefSeq and is a predicted model, not a curated record. Gene Ontology annotation, molecular function: RNA polymerase II complex binding. Gene Ontology annotation, biological process: transcription elongation by RNA polymerase II. The transcript has 4 exons.
UGGGAGAUCCGUUUGAAGUCUCUAUUAAAAUUGUGGAUGCGUUGGAUGAGGUGGCGUCAAUGAGUGUUAUCAAUGGUGUUAUCUCUGGGGUGGCGCUAGAAGUAAAUGCAAAGGAUAUACAUGAAGAAUUGGGUCAAGUGGUUGGUGCACAACAACGGAUGCAGAAACCCACUUCAUCCAGCCAUUCUAUUGUGUUUAUUUAUGAAGAGUCUCUCCCUUCUCACGUGUAUUUGGGUUAUAUGGGAUUUCAUGCAAGAGCCUUCAUGCCCAAACCCAUGCAGUGUGAUAAAUAUAAAUUAUUUGGUCAUGUGUCAAGUGUAUGUGGACGGGAGGUGUAUUCUAUGCCAGCUGAGCCUAAAUGCUGCAAAUGUGGUGGUGAACAUGUACCCGAUUUUCUGAAGUGUCCUGUUAGGGUGAAUGAGACGUAUGGGCAAGAAUAAGGGCUGUCCAGAAUGUAUCUGAAGGCAUUGAGACGAGUGGAAGGAGUGAAGUUGAAAAAGUGAUUGUAGUAGUAGAAACAAUAUGUUCCGUGUUAACAGAGGGAUCAUGACAUUUAGCAUAUUAAGGUGGACUUUAUAGCAUUUAUUACUUUGGUUUUCAACUACACAGCACAAACGGAGAGGAAAUCGGAGAAAAUAGGCAUCUUUGUGUGUGUGCCUGGGCAUUUCUGGGGACUCAGUGGGACUGUUUAUGUGUUUUGUUUCAAUACUCCGUACAUUAGGUGGCGGCAAUAUACCAAUAGGUGUAGUUUGCCGUAACUUUAAAGAAGAAGAAGAACUUCCGGUUCUCCUUGCUUGAUUUCUUCACUAAAAAGCCGGAGUGUGGUCUUAGGAAAGAGUUUAGCUAACUAUCUAGCUAACGUUACGGUACACGUGAAGACUACCUAAUAUGGGUCGCCGCAAGUCCAAGAGAAAGCCCCCCCCAAAGAAGAAGCUUACUGGAAAUUUGGACACUCAAUUCACCUGUCCGUUCUGCAAUCACGAAAAGUCAUGUGAUGUGAAAAUGGAAAGGACCAGAAAUACUGGGAUAAUAUCAUGCACAGUUUGCCUGGAGGAGUUCCAAACCCCCAUUACCUAUCUGUCAGAGCCUGUGGAUGUGUACAGUGAUUGGAUAGACGCUUGUGAAGCAGCCAAUCAGUAGCCCAGGCUCACCGGGGCGGAAGACCUCACGUUGGAACAGGAAGCUGAUUUAGAGGUGGCGCUCGUCUGUUUCUCACCAAUCACUGCCAGUCUUCAGCUCAAGAUGAUGGUCCCGUUCCAGGCCGACUACAUUGCAGACGUCGCAUUGCAUCAACCAAUAGUUGCCACGUCAUCAACUGCUGUUGAGCAUCAUUUGCUGUGUCAUGUGGUUAGCUGAUAUGUGAACCAACUAUCCAGACGUUGUGAGAUCUGGCAGAUGCCUACAAUGUAGUCAGCCUGGUAAGCAACCUCUGACCUUUACCUCACCGCACAUCUCCCACACUAGUGACCUGGCGUCCACCGAGACUGUCUUGAGUAGCCAUAGUUCAGUCCAGAGCCCUAUAUAGGUUACGCCCCAAAUGGCACCCCAUUCCCUAUGUAGGGCACUACUUUUGACCUGCUCCCGUAGGGCUCGGGUGGAAAAUAGUCCACAAUAUAGGGAAUUAAGGUUCCAUUUGGGAUGUGGCCUUAGAGGUAUAUAUGACUCUGGUUAAGUCAACCUAUUCCCCUACUCACCGUUUUAAUUCAUACAGACUUCAUUUUAGCGGUCAGUUGUCAUGGCUCCUAGCUUACUGGUAGGAUUAUACAGUUAGUUGCUGCUCUUGGGUUCGUUUCUGUUUUACCACAAUUAGUUUUUACUCUCCCCUGUGUACAGAGAUACACAAUACCAGUGUACAGCAAUACCAUAGUGUUGGGUCAUUCCAUUGGGGUAUAUUUGGUGUAACUCUUGAGUGUGUUUAUGCAGAGUAACCUAGUGGGGUGUUCCAGAAAGUAGGAUUGUUAAGUUAGCCAGCUAACUUUGAUAUGCAGUUAAAUAUAUCUUUAUUUUAUAUUUAGAAAGCUAAACUUGAAUAUGGGUUGUUGUUGGUUGUCAAGUCAAUUAUACCAUGACGAUUUCAAGUUGGAUUUUGUUGGGACUAAGUCAUUGAUCCUGCUUUCUGGAACAGUCUAAACUCUCAAGUGGUUUCUGAAAUAUUUUCUAUGAAUAUCCCAGGUCCUUUUUCUUAAUGUGAAAAUGGUUACGGUAUCUCCCUGAAGACAUGUUGCACCAUUCCUUUGUUAGAGAAAAUGUACUAAAAGGGAGAGGUAGGAUGGUACAUAAACAGUAGGUCAAAAUUAGUAUUAUUGAUUUGAUUAUUUUAGUUUUUCAAAUGAUAAGAAAAUUGCCAAUGAUUUGCAAUUAGUUGCCCUUUGUAAUAUUGUAAUGAUUUUUAUUUUCAAUGUGACAAAUUAAAAAGUGUUGUAUUUUGACAUCCACAA